Molecule: messenger RNA, 1095 nt
Organism: Fonsecaea erecta
Lineage: Eukaryota; Fungi; Ascomycota; Eurotiomycetes; Chaetothyriales; Herpotrichiellaceae
Exons: 3
Coding region: 1-1095 (364 amino acids)
Source: RefSeq, a predicted model, not a curated record
AUGAAGGUGGUGUUCGUGGUCACCUCCAUGUUCGUCAUCCUCUUGGCCACCGUGUCCACGGUCGUGUGCUCCGUACAGGUGUCGAACCCCGCCCUGAGCGUCAUCGCGUUGUACUCCGAGAACGCCGACGUCCUGCUGCACCCGUGCAUGGAGCAGGACUUGAACCUGAAGUCGCUCGUGUUCGUGCCCGUGCUCGGGGGCAUCCACAUGUCGUCGGUGCUGAGCCAGAACGGGUUAGUCCUCCUGGACCUGUGGGUGCGGUCGGAGCCGGGGUUGCUCGUGGCCCUAGUCGAGGGCGACGUCACCCCCAUGUCCGUGGUCGGCAUCGAGUAUGAUCAAGAUCACGAUCACCGCGAUAGAGUGGCAGUCCAGCAUCGUCACCGCCGUCGACGGGGUCUGGAAUACGUGUUCACACCGCACGGCAACAUCAUGUCGGACAUCGAGGAGAUCGACCGCCUGAUCGAUUUCGGGAUCAGCAGCAGCACGACGAGCAGGGGCGGGGACGAUAACGAGGGUGAGGUCGGGAUCGGGAGGUCGAACGUGGUCACGGAGCUGACGGAGGCCAUAGAGCUCGAGAUCGAACGUCUGAAGGCUGACGGGCCCGCGGAGAGGCACAGGAACGUCGCGAGGUUGCCGGACCCGGACGCGUUAAGGCACACUAAGUCACCGGCGUUCGGCCUGCGGAGGACGAACACGGACACGACUAAGGACGAGGACACCGAGUCGUUUAGCACCGUGAGCAGGACCAAGAGUGAGUCCUCGAGCAGGAUUAGAGAUAUGGAGGCGUCCAGCUACAUGAACAGAAGCCCGAACGCGGCUGUGUUCUCGAUAUCGUCGCCGGCAUUGUUUAAGACUAACUCCGCGACGGCGAAUAGGGGCUAUAGCAACAAGAUGACCCUGUGGGGCACCAUAUUCACGUCGCUAAUGGUUGCCUGCAUGACGAAGUACAUCCAGGUCACGGGCGAGAGCGGGCACAUCAUCGACGAGGUGCCCCUGAUGAAGGUCUACAACGCCAUCGUGCCCGAGUUGUACAGCAGGAUCAAGUUCGGGGAGCUACCCGCGGUCCAGAGCCACGAGGCGAAGCUGCUCUCGUAG